Molecule: messenger RNA, 6216 nt
Organism: Sitodiplosis mosellana (orange wheat blossom midge)
Lineage: Eukaryota; Metazoa; Arthropoda; Insecta; Diptera; Cecidomyiidae
Gene: Ak2
Product: adenylate kinase
Exons: 10
Coding region: 370-1104 (244 amino acids)
Biological process (GO): ADP biosynthetic process
Cellular component (GO): cytoplasm; mitochondrion
Molecular function (GO): AMP kinase activity; ATP binding
Source: RefSeq, a predicted model, not a curated record
UGUGAAGUUGGCAUCAUGUAUGCCCCAAUACAUCAAACAUAUCUACUACAAAACUAUUGAAAUCAAAACCAUUACUGUUGAAAUACGAGAUUUUUUUCGAUUUAAUAACUUUUCAUGAUAAUUCGAACCUUUUCAUACAUAUAAACACCAGACCGUGCACAAAUUUGGCACACUCUUUUCAACUUCAUAUUAUAUCUACUGUCACAUUGUCAUGAUGACAGAUCGGUGCGGUUUUUAAUUCCUUUUCUGAUUGUGUCACGUUUUUGAGAAGGUUACACAUUGACUGGACUUUAAAUUUGGCAAUCAAGUGUUAUUUGUUGUGGAGAACUCGAUACAUUUGAUAAAAAAAACAAUAUUCGGCUUUAAAAAAUGGCUCCAGCAGCUGCUCUACCAAAAGAACAACCCCAAGAUACGGAACCAAUCGGAAUUAAUGCCGUGCUUCUGGGACCACCAGGCAGUGGCAAGGGUACACAGGCACCUUUAUUGAAGAAAAAAUUUUGCGUGUGCCAUUUGUCAACCGGUGAUAUGUUGCGCGCUGAAAUCGCAGCUGGUUCAAAAAUAGGCGCCGAACUGAAACGCAUCAUGGACGCUGGCAAAUUGGUUUCCGAUGAUUUGGUCGUCGAUAUGAUCGAUAGCAAUUUGGAUAAGCCCGAAUGUAAAAAUGGAUUCUUAUUGGAUGGUUUCCCAAGAACAGUGACACAAGCAGAAAAAUUGGAUCAGUUGCUUGAGAAGCGUAAAACUGCUUUGGAUGCUGUCAUUGAAUUCGGAAUCGAAGACAAUUUAUUGGUGCGACGCAUUACAGGCCGCUUGAUUCACUCAUCGAGUGGUCGCUCGUAUCACGAAGAAUUCCAUCCACCGAAGAUUUCAAUGACUGACGAUGUAACUGGAGAACCGUUAAUUCGUCGAAGUGAUGAUAAUGUUGAAGCGUUGAAAAAGCGCUUGGAAACUUAUCAUAAGCAAACCAAACCGUUGGCCGAUUACUAUGCGUUGAGAGGGCUUCAUUACAAAAUUGAUGCCGCUAGAAGUGCCAGUGCAGUAUUUGAAAAUAUUGAUAGCAUUUUCUUAAGGACACGAGCUCGACGAUUGGCCGCCGCAUAUAACUAAAAGUCCCAUUCACAAAACACACAAUUGCAUUCAUUUCUAUCGGGUACAAGAACCGAUGUUGCAAGAGCAACAAAACGGGACGAAAUUGUAUAAAUAUGAUUCACAGAACUUAUGAAAAAAAGAGAACAAUACAAAAAAUAUAGAGAAAAUGCUGUCAUAUAUUUUUCUUGGAAUAUUUUGUGACCACUUCGGAAAAUGUGGUUGGCUCCAUUUGACAUUCAAAAUUCAGUUAAUUUUUAUAAUUCAGGAAAAUGGAUGAUAUCUCUCUCCCUUUUUUCUCUUAUUUUUUCCUCUAUUUAAUUCGAUCUGAAAGUAGUAAAUGUGCUAGUGUAAAAAAAAGGAAUGAAAACAUAUUUGUUCAUUUUCUCCGUGAUCUAUCGGUAUCUUAUCCGCAUAAUCCGUUCUCUAUUUUAAGCGCGUCCUUAGGUCAAAUUUGUAAUUUCAAGUGUUUGAUACUUUCAAGGCAUAUGAAAAAAAACUAUUGGCCUGGGGGCAAUUCAAUUAUAAAUUCAUUCAAUGGGAUUUUUGAACUAAAAUUCGGAUGUUGUUAGAGAUAUCGCAGUAAAACACAGUGGGCAUGACUUUCGGUUGGUUAUUUCUUCUUGAUAUGCACAAUGAUGGCAACUCUUACAUUGCCAUCCAUCGAUCUGACGAAUGAUGCUGCGACCAGAUGCUAAAUAGAAUAUGAAAAAAAAUUGAUCAUUCAUCGAAAUAUUUCAUUGUUUACGGUAACUAUCAAAAACGAUUUCUUUACUUACCAAUACAAGAGGAAAAUUGAGUUCGACAGUUCGGGCAAGAAGAAUACCACUUAGGAACCAAAGCAUCGCAAAUAUAACAUUCAGUUCGGUCGGACCGUAGAUCAUCUGGCUCGUGCUGUGAAAAUAUGUUGACGGCUAAUUCUUCAUAUUCGAUGCGACGUUGCUCAGGGAUGGUUUCGAGCGAUUCAAGUUUAAUGAAUGCUUUCGAGCAUGUACCAAAAGAUCGAUCCGCACAACUCGCCAAGGCAAGCAAACAAUAAAUAUCUUCAACAUUUAACACAUCUUCGUAGUCCCUCAGCUGCAUCGUUGUGAAUACUGCACUGUGAAUGAGUCCACUGCGCAAUUGCCGCUGAGCCAAUAACAUAAAGUGAUAACCCUUUGCCGCAUGCCAUAUCUGAUCGAGUAAUACUGAAUCUUCCGGCAAAAGACCAUUUACUAUUGAAGCUCUAGUUCCACCAGUCAAUGACGCUUGCACAUGCAAAUGAUCCUCGAUGAGUAGACCAGCCAAAACAUACAACUUUUUUAUGCACAGCAUACUACUCUUCUUGAUCACUUCCCCUUCAGCCAGUUUCGUUAAUAGGCGGGCUGCAUCCAAAUACCUGUCAACCAAAUGUUCAAUAACUUCUAUUCUUUAACCAAUCAUUUUGAUUACAAUUACGAUUAUGUUUUUACAUACUUUCCAGCUUUUCGUUUCAGUUCAAUAGCUUCAAAUAGUCGACCCUCCUGCAAAAGUUGAGUGGCAUGUUUUCCGAGCAAUGCACUGAUUUGAGGCAUUUUAUAUUUUUGAGCAAGGUCAACAGCUUGACCCCAUUGUUUCAAAUUAACACAUGUGUUUACAGCUGAUUUGACAUCACCCUGUUUCAAAAAAGCGGAAACAGCCUGAUCACACAUUCCAACACUAGCCAACAUCUGUCCCAUUUUUCCGAGCAAUGGGCUCUUCUCUGGUAGUUUAUUUAUGCAGUUUUCAAGCUCAUCAAAAUUUUCCAAAUAAUACAUAGAAUCCAUCAAUCCUUCGAUGUCAUGCGCUUUUUCAUAAUAUUCUUUGGCACUUUCCCUGCAAGUGAAAUAGGUGGAAACUGAUAUUUACAAGUUCGAACUUACAAAGUUAUUUCGAAUUUAUACUUUCCCUACCAAUUUCUUAGAUUACAAAAGUGGUCGCCAAUUUCUUUCCAAGCUUGUUCCAUUUGUUGGUCUGAUAUGCCCGGCCCUAUGCGAUACAAUUGCACCGUUCGAAACCAAUCGCAAAGAGUUUGCCGUAAUUCAAUGGCUAAAUCUCUUCGAUCAGCAUCGAUGUAUAAUUUUUCUGCUUCAUCAAAAUUGCCGAAAAAUGCAGCCACUUCUGCCUUUUGCAACGCUUCGCUCUGAAAAUUCUGCAAUCGUUUGAUCAACUGAAUCCCCGGGUAAUUUGUGCAUCGAACGAAAGCAUUUUCAGCCGUUUCGAAGUCAAGAUUUUUCAAUGAAGCCUCCGCUAAUAGGCGCCAUAGUCUGGGAUGGGGAUUAUCUUCGAUAAACUGUUUGGCUUCUGUGAUUCCAACAUGAGCUAAUAAUUCUUCAGUGUCACGAAGCGAUUUGACACGCAGCUGAAGCAAGUGAGUAUUUUUAUCGGGUGUUGCUGCUCCAUUGAUAAUUUCAUCUAAGAGCACACCGGUUAUUUCAAGAUCUUCAAAGUUGCAAAUGUAGCCUGAACAAGAGAUUGGCUCUUCUGGGUCAGCUCCGCGGAAAACGUACAUACGUGUUUUCUCCAUGAUGGUCAAUAGCUGUGGAUUGUCUUUUGCCCAACACAUUGUCCACACAUCUUUUCGUUCGAUGCGUCCAAUUCGCAUUGAACCGGCUGACAAUUCACGACUAUCGACCAAAUCAAUUGCUUGAAGCAGUCCAGUUGAAUCAAUAACACCCGCACGCGUUGAAUUACUGUUUAUGGCCAUUUUGUAUGGUGGAUUUGUAAGCGAAUGUCGAUUUCGCAGUGCAACAUUCGGUACGGAAUAUUCAUUAAUCGUUCCAGAUUCACGGCCAAUCAGUAGAAUACUCUCGGAUAUUGCGAUGCAGCAAAUUGGAUCGAGUGUUGGUUCAUUUUUCAGAGGUGGUUCGUAGCCACCUUUGUCCAAAUCAUUGAUUACUUCAACUAUUCCAGAUGGUGUAUCAUCAAUGUGAUAUCGUUUAUCCUUCCGUCCUUUGACAUUAUGCAAUGUUGAUGUUCCCUAUAUGUUAGAUUCGUCGAAAUGAAAUGGAAUCAAAAUCUGUUGCAAAACUGCAAGAUUUUCGAUUUUGAAGUACAUACCUUUGGUGUGUGAUAUUGCCAAAGAAGAAAAUGAUUUUGAGAAGCAACGACCACAAAUUGGGAAUUCAUUGCGAUGAAUUGCAGCGGUAGAUCAAUAUACUUAGCUGAAAAAAAUAAUCUAUUGCUAAAAACAUAAAUCAAACAAUCUCUUUCUCUCACACUUACAAUCAACAGUAGUGCUUAUUGAAUUGCAAAUCAAGAGUUGAUAUUUCUUAUCCAGUUUGAUAUUUUCUAUCAGAAUGUUUGGAUCUUUUGAUGAUAGACUUGGGCACUCAACGGCAAUAACGCAGUGAUCAGAGCUUGCUGCCAUCGCAAUUGUGUCAGCGUUCAAAUAGCAAACGGUUUUACCGAAAUAGCACCACAUAUAAUCUGGUCUGAUAUUAGCGAAGUAAAUAAAUGAAUCCACUGCUAAUGCGAUCCGAAGAGAACAUCCUUCCCAUGCCAAUGCUGUUAUUUCAUGACCAGGUAUUUUUAAUGUUCGAAGAUGCUGCAGAGACAAAAAAAUACGAGUCUCAUUCCACAUACAGCUAUAACAGAUCCGUCAUGAUUCCAUUGACAGUCUGUUGCUUGAAGUUUUGUAUCAACGAUUAUUGGCACUACAAUGAAUGUGUUUGAUUUUAUUUUAAACGGUGUUUUUGAAGUUUAAAAGUAAUUCACAUAAGCGAUGACGAGUGACGGGCGACUCAACGAUUGUGUUCGAUGAAACCAUGCUAUUCCCACCACACCAAUACUUCUCGUUGGUCCAAGUGGAACGCACUGGAUAUUUAUCUUCAUCUGAAUAGAAAAAAGUUUAUAUUAGACAGUGUCAGCAUUUUUAAUGAAUAUUUAAUUGGUUAUUACGAACCACAAACGAUCCUUGUGCAUCAUAUAAAUGCACUUCACCAUUUUUUAAACUGAAGAGAAGCAAACGACCAUCUGGAUUCCACUGGACGCCAGUCAGCGAGGUAUUUUUCAAUUCCUUACCCCAGAUGCGGUUUCCGUCGACUGAGCCCACAAUUAUCGCACCAUCUUCGUACACAAUGCAUAUCUGUUGACCAUCUGACGUCCAACUCAUGCCUGUGAAUAUUCCAAAAUUAUCAUCCAAACCAUAAUGACACCAUCUCGAUCAGAUGUAGUCAACUUCUGCUGGGUAUCAUUCCACGUUACGACUUGGACUGAUUCUUUGUGUCCUUCCAGUGAUUGAUUCAUACAUAAAUUGCUUUGGGGAGCCGCAGGAGCUGCUCGACUCUGAUUGUUAUUCAAUGCAUUAUAUUGUGUAUCCAAUUUUAAUACUUUAAGCAAACCCUCUUCACCACCAACCGCAAUGUAUCCCUGCGUCUUAUUCCAAGCGAUGCAAUUGAUGCGCGUGUUAUUAGGAAUCGCGAUCUGUAUAGCAAAAUUAUUAAUCCAAAACUAUCAGAGUGAAUUCUCAUUUGAUAAAUCACAAACCUUUUUACUCAGAUAAACAAACAUGUUGAUUUUAUUAGAUUUCACUUUCGUUGUUUCACAUCGAACGAAAAAGUAACCAACGACUGACAGGUAUACGCUAGUAACCGACCGAUGCCAAACAAAUGCGGUUAUUCGAAACAUUGUUGUUUUGCACCAAUACAUCGACAUGUUAACACGUUCCAUGAAGAUCCAUCUCCAAACCAAAACACCAUGGCAACCUGUAAACGUAUACAUUCGCAACACAACGCAAAUGCCUCGGAAUAUAUAGCAAUUGCUGUCAGUUAUAUUGUUAUGGGGCAUAAACCAUCGCAACGUUACAAAUACGGCAUGGAUAAACUUCGAAUUAUAUACGGAUGUGAUAAUAUUAGUCAAUUACCCCAAGUAUCGAGAGCUUCAUUGAGUGACAAGGCCAAGGUCACGAUUAAGGUUAUUCAGUUUCUGUGCUCUUGACAAAAAUUCACUGUCAAGUUCACGUCGAAGGACACGAGGGGAAAAAAAUAUGUUCUUGAAAAUGAUUUUCAACAUCUUGAAGAACAUUUCUUCCGUUGUUUUUAUUAACACAAUAUUAGAUUCCAUAAAACAAUGUAAAAUAGUUAUUGUCCGAGUAAAAUCAUGCAUCGAUUGCAUCUUGCACGGUGCUACGUAGAA